This is a messenger RNA of Trifolium pratense (red clover), 977 nucleotides long. RefSeq lists its product as uncharacterized. The coding region runs from base 237 to 977 and encodes 246 amino acids. NCBI's taxonomy places the organism in Eukaryota, Viridiplantae, Streptophyta, Magnoliopsida, Fabales, Fabaceae. The transcript is spliced from 5 exons. The record is from RefSeq and is a predicted model, not a curated record.
GUUUUUCUGUCGUAUUUGCGUUUAGUGUGGGCGCCAAUCUUAGUUAUUCUCCUUUAGGGUUUCAUCUUUUCAAUUCAAUUAUUGAUGAGUUCAAUUAUUUUCCCCCUUUAUCCGUAAAAUUCCUGGGUUUUUGAAUUUCAAAUCUAAUCAUUGUUUGGGUAUAAAUAUGUGUUGUGUGUACACCUCUAAUCAUCAAAAUCUCUAUCUCACCUGAAAUACAACCCGAUUUAAUCAUUAUGGCCAAAGUUUGUAAGAAGUUUGACAGUGUUUCUGAGAUUUUACCAAACAAGGAUUGUGUUCGAAUCAAGGUGCGUGUUCUUCGUAUCUGGAAGACGUCUUCGUUCCUUAAUCCUUCUGAAGUCAAUUCAAUUGAGAUGGUUUUGGUUGAUGAAAAGGGUGGAAAGAUUCAUGCCUCUAUUAGGAAGCAGUUUUUAUAUAUGUUUGAGUCUAAAAUUGAAGAAGGACAAGUGUAUCAGAUGUCCUAUUUUUCUGUUGUUCCUCAGACUGGUUUCUACAGAACUACUCUACAUCCAUACAAGCUAUUAUUCCAAAUUAAGACAAAGGUUGUUGCUGUUAAGAGCUCUGAUAUAUCUCAUCAUGGUCUCACAUUGACAAGUUUGGCUGAAGUUUGUAGUCAUGUCCAUGAUUAUGAAUUUUUAGUUGAUGUUAUGGGUUUGUUAUCUGGAAUUUCUGCUGAGAGGGAAUAUGUUAGGGAUGGAAAUGUUACAAAGAUGGUUGUGUUGGAGUUGACUGAUACUAGUGGGAAAUGUGAAUGUGCUUUGUUUGGGGAUUAUGUUGAUGAGUUAAACAAGAAACUGGGCAAGACAUCUGGUGGUCUCCCUGUGGUCGUAAUUCAGUUUGCAAAGGUUAAGAUAUUUAGAGACCAAGCAUCCAUUCAAAAUGUCAUCAACACUACAAAGAUUUUUGUGAAUCCUGAUAUCCCUAAAGCUGAUGCAUUUAAGGAUAGGUUUGCUUAG